AUGAGUCUGCUGCGGACAUUUCUUGAAUCCAUCAGCUUCCUUUUUACUCGAAGACGAACCAUGCCAUUCCCCAAGUUGGAAGACGGGCCCAAGUUGGAAGACGGGCCCAAGUUGGAAGACGGGCCCAAGUUGGAAGACGUGCCCAAGUUGGAAGACGUGCCCAAGUUGGAAGACGUGCCACGUAUUGUCGAGAAUGAGCUGUCCUGUUGGCACGCUGAUCUGGCAUCCCUCCACGACAUCUUCUAUCGGCCGGGCCACGACGACGUCAUCAGCAUCUUUGUUCUUUGCGACGAUAUUAUACAUGCGCUUAGCGUAUCCAGCCGAUGCGAGGGCAACUUCGACCACGACGCAGAGGACCUCCAGAUCGAGUUCGACUUGAUCUCAAGGACUAGGCUUGUCCAGCACCUGAGGAGCGCCAUCCAACUCCGUAAACAGGCGCACAAGUGGGGCAACACUUUGCGGGAACUCAGCAGCAAGCUUGAGGGAGGGCCACGGGUGAGGCCCAGAAUUGGACUCGGUGAUUUGGCUACGACUUGGUCCGUUUAUGUCGCGGCAUGCAACCAGUUCAACCGUCGUUUCCUGUACAACGGCAUCCUACUGUUCCUUCUGACGUUCGUGAGCUGUACACUACUGCAAACAUACUGGGCCAUCCCAGUCAUUAUUCUUGGCUAUACAGUCUCUUGCUGCCAACAUGUCUACAAGGAACACAUCGAAGCUCAAGCUCAGCGUGUUCAGGUCAUCAAACUUCUCAAGGACUCUAUGGACGAGGUACCCAGCUUGUUAGAGCGGGCACAGGCUUGCGAGAACAAGAUUACGGAUCUAGUGAGGAGGUCGCGUGUCUAUCCACCAACCAUAUCCGACUUUAUUACCAUGGCCUGCAGAAUACAUGGGGAACCCAGUAUGGACGAGAGAAAGGCUCGAGUGAAUGUUAUGGUGCCCCAGUGGAUCGAGCUGUUUGGGAACACUGACCUGCCUCAACAUGGAGGAUUGGACCAAGAGAUGAGAAGGUUGGCGGGUGAUAUUGCCGACAUGUUGAUGUGGACUUUUGGGGAUGCCGGCAGAUAUUCUGUGGAUAGGGAGACUUGA
Molecule: messenger RNA, 1086 nt
Organism: Podospora anserina S mat+
Lineage: Eukaryota; Fungi; Ascomycota; Sordariomycetes; Sordariales; Podosporaceae
Exons: 3
Coding region: 1-1086 (361 amino acids)
Source: RefSeq, a predicted model, not a curated record